This is a messenger RNA of Caenorhabditis remanei, 234 nucleotides long. RefSeq lists its product as uncharacterized. Lineage: Eukaryota; Metazoa; Nematoda; Chromadorea; Rhabditida; Rhabditidae. The record is from RefSeq and is a predicted model, not a curated record. The transcript has 2 exons. The coding region runs from base 1 to 234 and encodes 77 amino acids.
AUGACCGCCUGUACAUUCUUCUUGAUAAGGAGUGCUACCUACAUCUUCAAUGCGUGGUGCAGCGGCUUGAGCAGCUCGGAGUUCAGAGAUGGCAGUGGCGAUAUUGCGCAGUUCGAGUUCAACAUCGAUAGUUCCGUUCUUUGGUUUACACUCCUCGACGACAGUAGCAGUAGCAACCAUUGGUGGUGGAUACCCAUGGCUCAUUGUCAUAUGGAUUGGAAGAUGAGAUUCUGA